Molecule: messenger RNA, 923 nt
Organism: Aspergillus saccharolyticus JOP 1030-1
Lineage: Eukaryota; Fungi; Ascomycota; Eurotiomycetes; Eurotiales; Aspergillaceae
Gene: aspf34
Product: cell wall protein PhiA
Exons: 2
Coding region: 203-760 (185 amino acids)
Source: RefSeq, a predicted model, not a curated record
GAUGCAGGCAAUGAUGACGGACUGCGCUGCGUGCGACGGGUUCUUCGGAUCGGGCUGGCGUUGAGGAAGAGAUAUAAAAAGGGUAUCGUGCCUUCAUCUCUCCCAUCAUCCUCAUCAACAUCAACAUCACCGUUCCAACCUUCUUCACAUCCACACUCAAUACCACACGUCAACUCACCGACUCCUAAUCAUCACCAUCACCAUGCAGCUCAAGACCAUCGUCCUCGCCGCCUCCGCCGCCGCCACCGCCGCCGCCCUCCCGGCCACCGACUCCUCCUCGAGCGAGACCUUUGGCGUUAUCUCCAUCCACUCCGGCAGCGCCGUGCAGUACCAGCCCUUCACCGCGGCCAAGAGCAGCCUCUUCGCCGGCCUUCCCAGCCAGAACGCCAGCUGCGCGCGCCCCGCGGAGCAGUCCGCGACCUUCUACAUCCAGGACGGCGCCCUCUACCUGUACGACGAGUCGGCCACUCCCCAGGAGUUCUACGUCGACCGCUCCGGCAUGGGCCAGGGUAAGAUCGGCUACACUACCGGCGCUCAGCCCGCCCCCCAGAACGCCGAGCGCCAGGGCUGGGCCAUCGACAGCAACAACCACCUGCAGUUCGCCGGCAACGACCUGACCGCUUGUCCCAACAGCAUUGAUGGUGCCUGGAGCAUCUGGGCCGCUGGCGUGACCAACCCCGCUGGCAACAGCGACUGUGUCGGCAUCGCCGCCCGCGUCGAGAAGACUAGCGAUCCCAACGGCUGCAAGUACACCGAGUAAAUGCCCGAGUUGGAUAGUGUGUCUGGAGGUGGUUGAUCGCAAUGCGUCGACUGUUUGGGACAGUGCGCUUGGGUCCAGCUGGUCUGCCGAUCUACGGCUGGUUGCGCUGGGGAGUGAGGUGGAAGCAGUGGACAUGGGGUAAUUUCUGGUUAAGUUAACCGCA